Scomber japonicus (chub mackerel) is the source of this 2580-nucleotide messenger RNA. RefSeq names its product regulator of G-protein signaling 3-like. Lineage: Eukaryota; Metazoa; Chordata; Actinopteri; Scombriformes; Scombridae. The record is from RefSeq and is a predicted model, not a curated record. Gene Ontology annotation, biological process: signal transduction. Bases 1 to 2541 code for a protein of 846 amino acids. Gene Ontology annotation, molecular function: protein binding. The transcript is spliced from 16 exons. Gene Ontology annotation, cellular component: nucleus; plasma membrane.
AUGCACACCAUCCACCGGCUGUGUCGAGACUGCAUCGGGCAGAACCUGCCGCAGGUGAGCAUCGUUAGAGGAAAAGAUGGUUUUGGAUUCACGAUCUGCUCCGACUGUCCGGUCCGAGUCCAGGCUGUCGACCCUGGGGGUCCGGCUCAGCAGGCUGAUCUACAUCAGGGAGACUCCAUCCUGCAGCUGAACGGACUUCCUGUUGAAACCUGGAAGUGUGUCGACCUGGCACACACCAUCAGGAGCUGUCCCUCUCAGAUAGUCUUGGUGGUGUGGAGAGGUUUACCUGAGAUCAGGUCUGGAUGUGACGCUUUGCUCCGCCCACAAACACAGGCAACAGGCAGGAAGCUACUGCCUCACCCUGCCCACAGUAAACAUGGCCGCCACAGACGGGGUCAGGGGUCGGGGGUCAGGUCCAGUCUGGGGGCGCUGGGUUCUCUCUGGAGGGACCGGAAGGAGGAAGACCAGAACCUGGAGAACCUAGAGGACCAGAACCUGGAGGACUGUCGGCCCCCCACCACACUGAAGGGAACCAGAGUGACAUCAUCCAACGGAGACAAUUACAUCAUCCUGUCACCUGUCGACCCAGGAGGCCAGCUUCUUCAGCCGGUUUAUCACGACAGGAACGGAACGAUUGGUCGUCUGUACCAGACUCACCCCAGCAGGGGGCAGAACCUCCUCCAUGACUCUCGACCUGCAUCGUCACGGCAACUGUUCACCAGCCACGCCACCACCCUGACCCCGGCCCCUCCCUCUACCUCCACCUCACCAUCCCCACCCGGUAACUAUGGCAACUACCAGAACUGCACCAUCGUCCAAUCACAUCUGCCCUGCUCCGGCUAUGGAACCUACGUCACCCUGGCACCCAAGACCCUCAUCUUCCCCGUCUUCGUUCAGCCUCUGGACCUGUGCAGCCCGGACAGAACUCUGCUGCUGUCAGAGGAAAUGAUUCUACACCAGGCCGACCUGCUGCCAGCGAAGGUGACUGUGCUGAUCUACACUGACCUGCUGCUACUGACGAGAGAGGAUGAAGCCGGACACUGUAAUGUCCUACAGAGUCCUCUGUACCUGAACACACUGCAGCUGAGAGAGGUGGCGGUGGAGCCUCUUCAUCUCUACCUGCUGCAGAACUCUCACAGCUGCUGCCGAUGUCUCUUCAGCCUGGAAGCUUUCAGCAUGGAGCAGAAGCUCAGAGUCAGCCUCUGUCUCCAUGACAACAUCCAACAACAGCUGGUCGCCACGGAGACCGGACACAGCCAACAGCUCUCAGACCUCCCCUCAGACUUUGGCCUCCUCUCUCUCCGUCAGUCAGACCUCCUCUAUCGGACCUCCUCUCCUUACUCCUCCCUCUGUGACUCUCUCAGACCUCCCUCCCCCUCUACUUACUCCCCCAGCUCUCCUUUCUCUUCCUCUCCUGCUCCUCCCCCCUUCUCCUCCCUCCCCUCAAACACCUCCUCCUCUCCUCCUGCCAGGACCUUCACCUCCUUAUCCUCCCAGAGGAGCUGGAAGGAGAGAGGGGGGAGGGAGGAGGAGGAGGAGCGGCAACAGGGGGAGGGGGAGAGCGCUUCUGAAACAUCAGAGAGCAUAGGAGGGCGGGGCCUCCUGCUCAGCCCCGCCCCCUCCAUUAUGAAGGAGGAGGAGAGCGAUGAAGAGGAGGAGGAGGAGGAUGGAGGAGGUGUUUUCAGCUCCUCCUUCAGAGUAGCAGGAAGUCUGCGGCGCUCCCUGUCGGAGGGCUCUCUGCUGCAGGAGGCGCGCUCCUCUCGCUUCCUGUCUGACAGCACCAUCCACCGCCUCACCCGCCCCCCCUCCUUUCACCCCCACACAGGCCCCGCCCCCCGCCCCCCCUCCCCCCACACACUGAGGAAACAGCUGACCGGGGAAGGGGGGGAGGGGGGGUCGCUGCACCACAUGCUGCUGCUGCUCCACGGCCCCAAGAAUUCAGAGUCCAGAAACCUUCAACUGAAGAAGAAGACCAAGAUUCUGGCGGAAGACGUACGCAGCCGGCUGCCGUUUCUACAGCGCCGGAAGAACAGCAGCUGUUUCCACGGCAACAGUUUGGAGAAAGCUCUGAGAAACAACAGGCCGGGGGCGGCGGAGGUGCAGAGGUGGGCGGAGAGUCUGGAGGCUCUUCUGACCAAUCAGUAUGGUGUCGCGGUCUUCCGGCACUUCCUGAGGUCAGAGUUCAGCGAGGAGAACCUGGACUUCUGGUUGGCUGUGGAGAGAUUCAGGAGGACACGCCCCCUCGGCAAGAUGGCCGCCAGAGCUGCGAAAAUCUACGACGAGUUCAUCUCGACCACGGCGGCGAGACAGGUCAACGUGGACUCGUCCGUCAGAGAGCUGACCAAUCACAGCCUGCGUCUCUGCGUUAGCCCCGCCUCCUUCCAGAGGGCCCAGCAGCAGGUUUUUGGAUUGAUGGAGACGGACAGCUACCCUCGCUUCCUCAAGUCCCGCCUCUACGCUCAGCUGGCCAAUCAGAGCUCAGCCCCGGGCUCAGCCAAUCAGAGUGCAGCAGUACAGCAGCUGGCCAACCAGAACAUGUGACUUUCAGCCAAUCGUGAAUGAGGAGGAGGGCCAAUCAGA